ACAGAUCAACCUUAUGGUGAAGGAGAUGCAAAAUCUAAGACAUUUUCAAAGAAAAGCCAAUUCGUUACAUGUAUGAUUCUAUAAAUACAUAACCACCACCAGUAGUUCCUUGCAUCACCCUUUCUUAGUCAUCAAGAAAUCCAUAUCCCAAAUGCAAUCAACCCCAACAAUGACCCCCUCAUCUGGUCUCCAACUCUUCUUCACAAUUGUCUUCCCUGACACCAAACUGCAUAAAAUUUUCUCAGAUGCCAAACACUUUCUCCAAACCCUAUCCACCAAAUGCAAACCUUGGAACAACAUCAAACCCCCAAACACUGAACCAGUGAACCAACAAUGCUUUAAUGAGAAUCACAUUGAUGUGCAACUUCUCAGUGAAGAGCUGAACAUGGUGAUGAACAAACUAGGCUUGCCGCGUGACAUAAAUGGUGGUUGCAUGAUUGGUGCUAAAGAGGUUUUGGCAUUGUUUGAUGAAGAGAAGCCCUGUUUGGAAGAAGUGAAAGAAGCAUUUGAUGUGUUUGAUGAGAACAGAGAUGGGUUCAUAGAUGCAACAGAGUUGCAGAGAGUUCUCUGUGUUUUGGGGUUGAAUGAAGUUUCAGAGUUGGAGGAUUGCAAAAGGAUGAUCAGUGGUUUUGAUGAAAAUGGGGAUGGAGUCAUUGAUUUUAGUGAGUUUGUGAAAUUUAUGGAGAUGUGUUUUUUGUAAAUGUUAGCUAGUACUUUGUAUGUUUUCUAUCUAUGUUUGCUAGUAUGAUAAUCAAGUUGGCCUUUUGA
Camellia sinensis is the source of this 768-nucleotide messenger RNA. Its product is annotated as putative calcium-binding protein CML46. The record is from RefSeq and is a predicted model, not a curated record. Gene Ontology annotation, molecular function: calcium ion binding. Lineage: Eukaryota; Viridiplantae; Streptophyta; Magnoliopsida; Ericales; Theaceae.